GGGGUAGUGGACGUGGGAGUGUCUGGUAGGGGUGAGGAUCUAACAAUGCUCCAGAGACACUGUGAGACUGUUGGAUAACUGUCAGUUUUGACAGCGCGUUGGCACGGUGAUACAUGGAGAUGAAACACAGGAGAACUAUGAGGCAGCGCUAUUCUCUGAAACAUGGGAUACUGAAGGAGUUCCUGGCUGAGUUCCUGGGGACUUUUAUCUUGGUUUUGUUUGGCGUUGGGUCUGUUGCUCAGACGGUCCUGAGUCGUAAUGCCAUGGGGGAGACUCUCACCAUCCAUAUAGGCUUCUCUGUAGGACUGAUGAUGGCAGUGUACGUGGCCGGAGGAGUGUCAGGAGCCCAUGUGAACCCUGCUGUCUCCUUGGCCAUGGUGAUCCUGGGAAAACUCAAGUUCUAUAAAUUCCCUGUCUAUGUCAUCGCUCAGUUCCUUGGUGCUUUCUCUGGAGCUGCUGCAGUGUUUGGGCUGUAUUAUGAUGCGUUCAUGGACUUCACCAAUGGGAUUUUAUCAGUGACUGGUAUUAACGCCACCGGUCACAUCUUUGCCUCUUACCCUGCCAGGUCCCUAACCAUCCUCGGAGGCAUCAUAGACCAGGCAGCAGGAACAGGGAUGCUGGUGUUGUGUAUCCUGGCCAUCAGCGAUGGGAAGAACAUCGGCGCCCCUAGAGGCAUGGAGCCACUGUGCAUCGGCCUGAUCAUCAUGGCUAUCGGGGUGUCCAUGGGGCUGAACUGUGGGUACCCCCUCAACCCUGCCAGGGACCUGGGGCCACGACUCUUUACUGCUGUAGCAGGCUGGGGUUGGGAGGUGUUCAGCACUUCAGACUACUGGUGGUGGGUCCCGGUGGCGGGGCCGAUGAUAGGGGGCGUGGUCGGGGCUCUGGUCUACUUCCUGUUCAUCGAGAUGCAUCACAAACAGCCUGAGAAACCCCACGAGCAGGAAGAGGAGGAGGAGGACGAAGAGGAGGAAGAAGAUCUGGAGGAGGACAGCAGUCUUAAGGACAAAUAUGAGAUGAUUACCAUGAGUUAAAGAGUCAGAGAGAUUCAUUCACUUGUCAAGGACUUUAAAAGAAAAUGUCUGUCUGUCUGGUUCAGAUCAAUGUUACUGUAAAGUCAAUCAGGAGAGGAAUGUCAUGUUGGGAGCCAAAUAUACACACACACACACACACACACACACACACACACACACACACACACACACACACACACACACACACACACACACACACACACACACA
Oncorhynchus nerka (sockeye salmon) is the source of this 1239-nucleotide messenger RNA. RefSeq names its product aquaporin-9-like. The record is from RefSeq and is a predicted model, not a curated record. Gene Ontology annotation, molecular function: urea transmembrane transporter activity; water channel activity; glycerol channel activity. Gene Ontology annotation, biological process: glycerol transmembrane transport; water transport. Bases 114 to 1031 code for a protein of 305 amino acids. The transcript is spliced from 6 exons. Gene Ontology annotation, cellular component: basolateral plasma membrane; plasma membrane. NCBI's taxonomy places the organism in Eukaryota, Metazoa, Chordata, Actinopteri, Salmoniformes, Salmonidae.